Molecule: messenger RNA, 2385 nt
Organism: Trichophyton rubrum CBS 118892
Lineage: Eukaryota; Fungi; Ascomycota; Eurotiomycetes; Onygenales; Arthrodermataceae
Exons: 1
Coding region: 606-2180 (524 amino acids)
Biological process (GO): transmembrane transport; carboxylic acid transport
Cellular component (GO): plasma membrane
Molecular function (GO): carboxylic acid transmembrane transporter activity
Source: RefSeq, a predicted model, not a curated record
GCGGUCCAUGGUUCAGGUCUAUGUAAUAUAAGGGAGGGCUCGAGGAGGUGAAGAUGAAGAGAUAACUAAGUAGUUGACUAUCUAUGCAGGUAGCAGCUCCAGUAGCAAGCAAGGGUAGCAUAACCCGAUCAUUUCCUCUUCUCUUCCUUCGACUCUUCAUGCAGUGCGACGGUGAAGAGUCCGCAGAGUCGCUUUCCUGCUCGGCCCCCUGGUUGGUCUCUCCACAGUGGAUGAGCGAAGGGCUCCGUCAUGCAGGCCAGGGGAGGGGGAGGGAGGGUGGAAUAGCGAUAACUAGUCACUUCGCUAGUAUUACUGUAGGCACUUAAAGGACGGAUCUUCUCUGCUCUUUCGUACUUCUUCUUCUUCUUCUCCUUCUCAAGUCUGGCUGAGCUUAGAGAAGGCAAAGGCUUCUGCCGUCAUCGACUCGAGGGCUGCAAAGUAUAAAGUCGCUAAGUGAUAAAAAGGCCGGCCCUCAGCUUCACCAAAACUCCAUCUCGGCUUCCACUUCACCUUCACCCUCAGCUGGACCUCCAACAUCUAGACAGCUACUCCGUCCACUGAGGUUUCAUCUACAUCAUCUGUUUCGUUACGUUCUUCGGCCCAAGAUGGCUACAGACGACAGCAACAAGAACCUCCGGCAGUCGCCCAUGGAGUGCCUCCGCGACCUGUUCAACUGGAAGGUCAGAGUCGAGGAGACAGACCCCGUCACCGGCGUCACCACAGUCGAGUACCGCGACCCGGAGCCCCUCAAGAACCCCUUCUCCAUGGUUGCCCAGCUGUCGGCAAGCAACUGGCUCUUCUUCCUGGCCGGCCUGUUCGCCUGGAUCUGCGAUGCGUUCGACUUCCACGCCCUGUCGAUCCAGACCGUCAAGCUAUCAAAGUACUUCCACCGCAGCAAAACCUCCAUCUCUACAGCCAUCACCUUGACUCUCUUGCUCAGAUCAGUCGGAGCAGCCGUGUUUGGCCUGGCCGGAGACAGAUGGGGCCGCAAGUGGCCCAUGGUGGCCAACAUGCUCAUCCUGGGCGCCCUCCAGAUCGCAACCAUCUACAGCGCUACCUUCUCCCAGUUCCUGGCCGUUAGGAGUCUGUUUGGUCUCUUCAUGGGCGGCGUGUACGGUAACGCUAUUGCCAUGGCCCUGGAGAACUGUCCCGUCGAGGCCAGAGGGUUGAUGUCCGGCAUUCUCCAGCAGGGCUACUCGAUGGGCUAUGUCUUUGCAGCAUGCGCCAACCUGGGAGUCGGCGGCGGCACGGACUCAUGGAAGGUCGUCUUCUGGAUCGGAGCCGGCAUCUCAUGCUUGUCUGGCGUUAUUCGAAUUUUCCUGCCCGAGUCAAAGCAGUUCCUGGCUGCGCGUAAGGAGCGCAAGGAGGGCAAGAAGAGCGGUGCCUCGCCCAGUAAAUUCUGGAGAGAUACCAAGGAGAUGCUGGCCAAGGACUGGAAACUGGUGAUAUACUGCAUCUUCCUCAUGACCUGGUUCAACUUCUACAGCCAUACUUCCCAGGACAGCUACACCACCUUCAUGCUCACCCAAAAGGCCCUCAACAACUCUGCUGCCUCCCGUGCAUCCAUCCUCAUGAAAGCCGGCGCCUGUGUCGGCGGCACCAUCAUCGGCUACAUGUCCCAGUGGUUCGGCCGUCGUCGAUCCAUGGUCCUCUCCGCUCUGAUAUCAGGCAUCUUGAUACCUGCUUGGAUUCUCCCACACGGCGAACGCUCGCUCUCAGCCUCGGGCUUCAUGAUGCAGUUCUUCGUCCAGGGCGCAUGGGGCGUCAUCCCCAUCCAUCUCAACGAGCUCUCCCCGCCUGCCUACCGAUCCAGUUUCCCGGGCCUGACAUACCAGCUCGGCAACAUGAUCUCAUCCCCGUCCGCCCAGAUCGUCAAUGCCGUCGCAGAGUCGGUCAGCGUUAGAGGAGACAACGGCAAGCCAGCGCCAGCCUACGGCGCCACCAUGGGAGUAGCCACAGCCAUCAUCGCAUUGGGUAUCAUGAUCACCACCGCCUUUGGACCAGAGAUGAGGGGCCGCAAAUUCGAGCUGGCCAAGGUAGCCGGGCAUCUUCAUGACGGUGAACAAGAGCAUGCAGGAAAGGAAGACCUCGAGUCCGGCAUGGUAGGCAGAUCACACGACGAGAAGAGAAGCGAGGAGGCGGAAGUCUCGGAGUCGGAAAAGGUGAUUGACAAGAGCUAGUUAAGCUUAACCUCUCUUAUGAUUUGAUUUUUUAUUUUACCCAGGCUAUGUUACGAAACAAAGAAAAGAGCACGACUACCCAGACAUGCUAUCAGAUGUUAAAUGCGUUAUACUAUGUAUUCAAUCUUUCUCAAGCCUUCCAAUCCAUCUUUCUUUGAAAAUCUCUUCAUCUAAAAAUUUUUCAGCCGAGGUCCAAGUUAGUGCG